Molecule: messenger RNA, 4843 nt
Organism: Nothobranchius furzeri (turquoise killifish)
Lineage: Eukaryota; Metazoa; Chordata; Actinopteri; Cyprinodontiformes; Nothobranchiidae
Source: RefSeq, a predicted model, not a curated record
GACUCACCCAUCUUGGCUCAGGACGGGAAAGGCUGUUAUUGGUUUACCCUCAAGAGCAAAGCAUGGCCGUUUCUCAAUAUGCAUACAUGUCUGUGCUUGUGUACUCACGUCCUUGUGACACAUCAUCAACGAUAGUCCAGUUAUUGUUCCAACCCUAAGUACGUAUCAUGGUACGUUCGCCCUAAGUUUCCGGAUGUGUUCUUGCUCCACCGAUUGUGUUGAGGAUUCAAUGAUGCAUUCUUCUGUGGACUUGGGACAGCAAAGUAUCCCAUAAUGCAUUGCGCCACAAACCAUUUCACUUCAAAUGUCAGAGAAAGCUCAUAACUAUAGAGUUUUAUGUCAUAAAUUCAAAUAAAGAAUAAUACAAAAAACUGGUAUUGUAAAUAAUUGUGUGUAACCUGUAACAUUUGCUGUGUGUACCGGUAUUUGUUUUUGUUUUCUUUCAGACUCUUCAUGAUCCCUCAGAAAUCGAAUUAGCUAACCCACUAUCAAAAUAAAAGCAGCAUUGCUUUGUUUUGAUGACAAAAUUUAUUUUUUCUUAAUUUAACAACAGGAAAUGCUAGAAUUCUGUCAGUUUUCAUCAAAAGUGGACCAAAUAUUGUACAAGUAAUUUGUAUUUAUUGUUAUUUUUUAAUUGAGGGACAAACUAGACUUUUAUUCUUUUGUCUAAACCCUAGUUAAACAAGCAGCGCUUGUUGCAAUGACACAACGGAGUACAGUUCUGUUCCAAAUGCUGUUCUCGUUCUCCCAUACUUGGUAGAAUGGACUUUCUGGUGUCCUUGCCAAGAACAUACUUGUCAAGUACACAAGAAUGUACUAGCAUCCUUGGGUAUUGAGAAAUAACCAAUAUAUUAUGUAGUAGAAGCUAACUGUUAGCAUUAGCAGCUCCAUGGGUGUUUCUCAAUGUCAAGGCAUCUGGCCAGGUGCUGCUUACGAGGACACUGUCCUUCCUUGGUCAAAGAAAAAUGGUUAAAUGGAACAGACGUAUCUCACUUGACAUGUGAGGUAAAGUUAUAUUUUAAACGUAUACGUUUCAUUAUAAAUGUAUAACGAGCCUUUUACUUUUUUGUUGUGCAUAUUGGUUAAAUUAAAUAUGUAAGCGAGUUAAUACCUGCUAGCCACCAAAGCUGCAACUACUAAGAACUAACCAAUCAUAGAUGACUGCUUUGGAUAAAAAAAAACAUUUUAGAUAAAAGCCUGUUAGCUACAGUUAUUUUAAUACAUUUAAACUAGAAAUUUGCCCUGAAGUAGCUGCUGGUUCCUGAUCCGCCAUCCUUUUUGAAAAUACAACGAAAUUUUUGACCAAGGCCAGGUUACAAGACACCUCCCGUGUAUCCUUGGUCAGCUAGCUAAACUGAUAACAAAUGCAGAACAGAACAGAUGCCUCGGUAGCAUAACUGAAACGUCAGCAGAAGCGUCAGCCCUGGUGUCUCAGUCCCUCUGGUGUGAAGACACACCAGGGUUAAGACAUACGUGUCUACCUGCGCGUGUCCACAGAGCAGGUACACAGAGCAAACAAACUUGACCCAGACGCUGCUCCAUCAACACCUAGCAAAAUGUGUCAUUAUCCCAUACCUGUGAUCACUAGCUUCAGAGGAAGGUCACACACAGAAAACCACUUUCGCAACCUUCAAAAACUCUGCUCUCUAAAACCAACUCCCCCCGAAGACAUCCACCUGUCUAUGGGACUGUGGAACUGCCAAUCAGCUGUAAACAAAGCAGACUUCAUUACCGCAUAUGCAAACCACCUGUCACUCGAUGCACUGGCUCUCACUGAGACCUGGAUUAAACCAUGUGACAAUGCUACCCCAUCUGCUCUCUCAGUUAACCACACUUUCUCCCACACUUCUCGUGCAUCUGGUCGAGGUGGUGGAACGGGCAUGUUAAUUUCCAACAAAUGGAUAUACAGUCAGUUGCUACCUAUCACUAAAUACAACUCCUUUGAAUACCAUGCCAUCCAGGUAACUGUACCGAAAAUAUUCUUUUUGGUUGUCAUAUAUCGACAACCAGGUCAACUCAGAGACUUUCUUGAUGAACUCGACACCCUGCUUUCCUCCAUUCCUGACCAUGACUGUCCCACAAUGGUCCUUGGAGACAUGAAUAUUCACCUGGACAAUCCCAGCUCAUCAGGCUUCCUAUCACUAAUGUCAUUUGAUUUAAAACUAGUACAAAGUCCUCCAACUCACAAAGCUGGAAAAGCACUUGACCUCAUUUUCACCAGAAACUGUGCCAUAGACACAAUCUCUGUCACACCGCUGCAUCUUUCGGAUCAUUACUUCAUUUCAGCACGACUCUACAAGGGAGGUCCACUGCUUCCUCCCCAAUGGUCUCAUUCCGCCGCAACCACAGCAAUCUGGCACCCAACCACUUCUCCUCUCUUGUUGCCUCCACUCUUCCAUCUCCCAGCACAUUCUCCGCUUAUGAAGUGAAUGAUGCCACCGAGUCACUCUGCUCUUGUCUUAACAACUUGUGCCCUUUAGCCACUAGACCUGCUAGAUCCUCUCAGUCGCACCCUUGGCUAAAUGAUGCCCUCCGGUCUCUACGGACCAAUCUUAGAGCUGCGGAACGGAAAUGGCGCAAAACAAAAGAUCCUGGUUAUCUAUUGAAAUUUCAGGAAUUACUGUCCUCAUUCUCUGCCAGCAUCACUGAUGCAAAGAAAGCUUUCUACACUGACAAAAUUUUCAGCUCUACUGACUCUCAGAAACUAUUUUCAACAUUCAAAACUCUGCUCAACCCUCCAUCUCCACCUCCUACCAACAAUCUUAUCAGCUGACACCUUUGCCUCAUUCUUCACUGACAAAGUUGCAGCCAUAAGCAAACAGUUUACUCAACUUGCCACUCCUGAACAUUCACUACCACAAACUCAUUCAAGCCCAACCAUCUCAGGCCCUACUGCUUCAUUUUCCUCUUUUUCCCCUGCCACUGAGAACUGUGUGUCCAAGCUUCUCACGUGCAGCCGCCCUACUACAUGCCCACUUGACCCCAUUCCGACUAAGCUGCUCCAAGCUAUUGCUCCUACAGUAGCCGCAGCAGUCACACAUGUGAUCAACGCAUCACUGACAUCCGGUACAUUUCCCACCUCUCUCAAGCAUGCUCAGGUUAAACCGCUGCUAAAAAAAAAACAUCUCUUCCUCCAAAUCAUGUGGAGAACUACAGACCUAUCUCUCUCCUCCUUUUUCUGUCCAAAAUCAUUGAAAGGGUGGCUUUCAAGCAGAUCACAGAAUACCUCUCACAAAACUGUCUGCUUGACCCUUACCAAUCUUGGUUCAAAAAGGGCCACUCCACUGAAACUGCUCUAUUAGCAGUGACUGAAUCCUUAAAAGAAGCUAGAGCGACAGGCAAAUCCUCAGUGCUUAUCCUGCUCGACUUAUCGGCAGCAUUUGACACUGUCAACCAUGGCUUCCUUUCGUCCACACUCUCUAGCAUGGGCAUCACCGAGUAAGCACACGCCUGGUUUGAAUCGUACCUCACAGGAUGAUCUUUCAGUGUAUCUUGGCUUGGACAAUCCUCUACCAUGCACCAUCUUGCCACAGGAGUCCCCCAGCGCUCUGUACUAGGACCUCUUCUCUGUGCCGUAUACACCACCUCACUGGGUGAGAUCAUUCGAUCACAUGACUUCUCCUACCACUGCUAUGCAGACGACACCCAGGUCUAUCUGUCAUUUCCACCGGACGACCACACUGUCUCUGCACGAAUAUCAAACUGUCUGACAUAUCAAAAUGGAUGAAAUCCCACCAUCUCCAACUCAACCUCUCUAAAACUGAACUACUUGUCAUCCCAGCAAAACCAUCCAUACAGCACAAUAUCUCAAUCGAAAUGACUUCCUAUCUCUGGCUCCUUCAAAGGCAGUUCGAAAUCUGGGUGUUGUGAUUGAUGAACACCUGAGCUUUAAAGAUCAUGUUGCCUAUGUUGCUCGUUCAUGCCGCUUUGCACUGUAUAACAUACGAAAGAUCAGACCAUACCUAACACAACAUGCCACCCAGCUCCUGGUGCAAUCUACUGUCAUCUCCCGCCUCGAUUACUACAAUGCCCUUCUAACUGGUCUUCCAGGCUGUACUGUGAGACCUCUUCAAAUGGUCCAAAAUGCAGCGGCGCAUCUGGUCUUCAAUAGGUCAAAAAGAGCACACGUCACCCCUCUGUUCAUUGAGCUCCACUGGCUACCGCUAGCAGCAUGCAUCAAAUUCAAAUUACUAACACUAGCAUACAGAGUCCGAGAUGGUACGGCUCCCAUCUACCUGAAUCCUCUUGCAAAGGCUUACGUCUCGGCCCGGCCGCUCUGAUCAUCACAGGAUUGUUGGCUAGCAGUGCCUACACCACGCUCAGGACAAUCCAGACUUUUCUCAUGCAUUGUUCCACAAAUGUGGAAUGACCUUCCAAGCACCACCAGAACUGUGGCUUCCUUUUCAAUUUUCAAGAAACUUCUGAAGACCCUUCUCUUCAGAGAGCAUCUUCUUAACUAGCACCCUCCCUGCACCCGUCCCCCAUCUCUACUGUCCACUCCUUGUUCCCUACUCUCCAUGACUGAUGUCAAUGUUGUUGUUGUUAUUGUUGUUGUUAGCCUCAAGGGCAAUAUGCCGAUUAUCACUUGUAAGUCGCUUUGGACAAAAGCGUCUGCUAAAUACAUAAACAUAAACAUAAACAUGAACAUAGGAACACACCUGUGUGGUCCCUGAUGACGUAUCUCCUAGGCAACCGAGGCAUCAAGACAAGGUUCCUUGACAUUGAGAAACAUUGCAUUCAUUUAGAGACCUCUGUAAAUGUGUUGAAAAAAUGAGUGAACUUGGUUUUUAAUCCCUUUUCAGUUUGAAUGGCAUCCCUUAAAUUUUCCAACCUAACAUUUUCU